GCGCGGCACGGUCGGGGCGGCCCGGCUCCGGGCGAGUGAGUGGAGGGCUGGAUGUGGUCGAGCCCGAAGGGCACUCGUUGAGUCCCGUCUGCGGCCCGGAGCUCCGCGCUGCCGCCGAGAUGGGCCCUCCGCGGCCCGCCCAGCCCGGCGAGAUGCAGGCGGGGGUGGCGGGCGGCGGCCGCAGGUGGAAAUGAGUUCUCAGCAGUUUCCUCGCUUAGGAACUCCCGCUGCUGGGCUAAGCCCUGCUCCGGCACAGAUCACCAGCAGUGGUUCGGCAGGACUGAUAAACCCAGCAGCUGCAGUCAAUGAUGAGUCUUCUCGAGAUGCUGAAGUCACAGCCAGGGAGCACAUGGGAUCCAGCAGCUCCCUCCAGGCCCGGGACGAGAAGCAAGAGCCGGUGGUGGUAAGGCCCUAUCCGCAGGUGCAGAUGCUGCCUGCGCACCAUGCUGUGGCCUCGGGCACCCCUGUGGCUGUGACAGCCCCACCAGCACACCUGACGCCUGCAGUGCCGCUCUCCUUUUCCGAGGGCCUGAUGAAGCCGCCCCCGAAGCCCACGAUGCCUAGCCGUCCCAUCGCUCCUGCUCCACCUUCUACCUUGUCACUCCCUCCCAAGGUUCCAGGGCAGGUCACAGUUACCAUGGAGAGCAGCAUUCCUCAAGCUUCAGCCAUUCCUGUGGCGACCAUCAGUGGACAACAGGGCCAUCCCAGUAACCUGCACCACAUCAUGACCACCAACGUGCAGAUGUCCAUUAUCCGCAGCAGCACUCCUGGGCCACCGCUGCACAUCGGAGCUUCACAUUUACCUCGAGGUGCAGCAGCUGCAGCUGUGAUGUCUAGUUCUAAAGUAACCACAGUCCUGAGGCCGACUUCCCAGUUGCCAAACGCUGCAGCAGCUCCACCAGCAGUCCAGCACAUCAUUCACCAGCCAAUCCAGUCUCGUCCACCUGUGACGACUUCUAAUACCAUCCCUCCUGCUGUGGUAGCAACUGUCUCAGCCACCAGAGCUCAGUCUCCAGUCAUCACCACAACAGCGGCACAUGCUGCUGAUUCAGCACUGAGUCGGCCAGCUUUGUCUAUCCAGCACCCACCGUCUGCGGCCAUCAGCAUUCAGCGCCCUCCCCAGUCACGGGACGCAGCAGCAAGAAUAACACUGCCCUCGCACCCUGCACUGGGGACACCAAAGCAGCAGCUUCACACCAUGGCGCAGAAAACGAUCUUCAGCACGGGCACCCCAGUGGCUGCGGCAACAGUGGCACCUAUUUUGGCAACCAACACCAUCUCUUCAGCAACCACAGCCGGAUCUGUGUCACACACACAAGCCUCCACGAGUACAAUUGUUACCAUGACAAUGCCCUCCCAUUCAUCCCAUGCCACCGCUGUUACCACCUCCAACAUCCCAGUUGCUAAGGUGGUGCCUCAGCAGAUCACACACACUUCUCCUAGGAUCCAGCCUGAUUACCCAACGGAGAGGAGCAGCCUGAUUCCUAUUUCAGGACAUCGGGCCUCUCCGAAUCCUGUGGCCAUGGAGACUCGAAGUGACAACAGACCGUCUGUUCCAGUCCAGUUCCAGUACUUUUUGCCAACAUACCCACCUUCUGCAUACCCUCUGACGGCACACACAUAUACCCCAAUCACCAGUUCUGUGUCCACCAUCCGACAGUAUCCAGUUUCAGCUCAGGCUCCUAACUCUGCCAUAACAGCUCCGACUGGUGUUGGGGUGGCAUCUACAGUUCACCUCAACCCCAUGCAGUUGAUGGCAGUGGAUGCAUCUCAUGCUCGGCAUAUUCAAGGGAUCCAGCCUGCACCCAUCAGUACACAGGGGAUACAGCCAGCCCCCAUUGGGACCCCAGGAAUACAGCCGGCACCAAUUGGUACACAGGGAAUUCACUCAGCAACCCCAAUCAGCACCCAAGGGCUUCAGCCUGCAUCAGUGGGUACUCAGCAGGCUCCACCCGAAGGAAAAACGUCAGCAAUGGUGCUGGCAGAUGGAGCCACAAUUGUAGCCAACCCUAUUAGCAGCCCAUUCAGUGCUACUCCGGCAGCAACCACCGUGGUGCAGACCCACAGCCAGAGCUCCAGCACCAGCGCACCCGCCCAGGGCUCCUCCCCCCGGCCGAGCAUCCUUCGGAAGAAGCCUGCCGCAGAUGGAAUUGCAGUUCGGAAAACCCUCAUUCCUCCUCAGCCUCCGGAAGUAGCCAGUCCUCGAGUGGAGGGCUCCGUGCGGAGCACAUCCGGGUCCCCUAGGCCCACAGGUGCCAAACCUAAGUCAGAAACCCACGUAUCAAUGGCCACUCCAGCCACCGUGUCCAUGGAAACUGUGUCCAAUCAGAAUAAUGACCAGCCCACCAUUGCAGUCCCUCCCACCGCGCAGCAGCCUCCGCCAGCCAUUCCAGCCGUGGCUGCGGCCAGCCCCCCGUCACAGCCGGCGGCUGCGCUCUCCACCCUUCCCGGGGCCGUGCCCGUCACUCCGCCCAGCACCGCCAGCGCAGCCGCGCCCCUGCCCGGCGCAGCCGCCGGUGGCAAUCCCUCGCUCUUGGGCCCUCCUGUGCCUGAGAUAAAAGUGAAAGAAGAAGUGGAACCAAUGGACAUCAUGAGGCCAGUUUCUGCCGUUCCUCCGCUGGCUGCCAGCACCCUGUCGCCGUCUCUUGCAUUGCUGGCUAACAACCUCUCCAUGCCUACAAGUGACCUGCCCCCUGGCGCCUCCCCAAGGAAAAAGCCUCGGAAGCAACAGCACGUGAUCUCCACAGAAGAGGGGGACAUGAUGGAGACCAACAGCACGGACGACGAGAAGUCCACGGCCAAGAGUCUCCUGGUGAAGGCGGAGAAGCGCAAGUCUCCUCCCAAGGAGUACAUUGAUGAAGAAGGAGUGCGGUAUGUCCCUGUGCGUCCAAGGCCGCCCAUUACUCUGCUCCGUCACUAUCGGAACCCCUGGAAAGCUGCCUACCACCACUUCCAGCGAUACAGUGACGUCCGGGUUAAAGAGGAGAAGAAAGCCAUGCUGCAGGAAAUCGCCAGCCAGAAGGGGGUGUCCUGCCGGGCCCAGGGCUGGAAAGUCCACCUCUGUGCUGCCCAGUUGCUACAGCUGACAAAUCUAGAACAUGACGUCUACGAGAGACUCACCACCCUCCAGGAGGGGAUCCUCCCCAAGAAGAAAGCAGCCACUGACGACGACCUGCACCGCAUCAGCGAGCUCAUCCAGGGGAACAUGCAGCGGUGUAAGCUGGUGAUGGACCAGAUCAGCGAGGCCAGGGACUCCAUGCUCAAGGUUCUGGACCAUAAGGACCGUGUCCUGAAGCUUCUCAACAAGAAUGGGACUGUCAAGAAGGUGUCCAAGCUGAAGCGGAAGGAGAAGGUCUAGCUCCAGAGGAGCAGACGUGGAGGAGGAGCUGAGGAUGGGGCAGGCGGGCGGGAGGUGGGGCUGAGAGGAGGAAGCUCCGUAGCCCAGUGAAGGCGGAGGCUGGCAUCGGGCUACCCGGAGCCGCUGUCUGGUGUGUGCCUGUUAAACUCGCGGCUGCCGCCGUGCUCGGCCCGGCCGGAGGCCCAGCCGCAGCCGCCGCACCGCUGUCCGCCGCACGAGGCCCCGGCCCUUCCUGCCGCCUCCGCUGGCCACGGCACCCCCGGACUAUCAGUUACUGUCAUUUGUAAGAACAUUUCAAAGUGAAGCUGCCCUGUGUCUGUCCUGCGUGUGUCCAUGGGGUUUGCAGAGGCCCGCUGUGGAGUGGCUCGCCGUUGUCUGCUGCGGCCGGGGGAGCGUCAGCCUGUGCGCACCUCCCAGGACAAUAAAGACUCCGCGAGGUUUGUACACGAGCAUCGUGUGGUGUCAGAGUCCGUGCUGGCCCAGCGCGCUGGCACGCUGACCGCCGGCGUGUCUCGCCUGGCCCUUGGGAGCGAGGCUGGGCGGGUGCGGUCCUCGGGGUCGGAGUGAGGACCUCGGAGGCGCAGGGGUCUGUGGUCGGCACAGUUACCUGCUCCCGGGCCGCCGGCCCCAGCAGCCUGUCCCUCCGCCGGGCCACCGCGGGGCCUGCUCCUCAGCCCGGUCCCGCACACUGAGUCUGCCCGCCCAAGAGACCAGGCCUCGCUCGGGGCGUGCUCCCUGCCCGGGAAGGGCUGGAGGAGAGGCUUCUGGCUUCUGGUUCAGACGCAGACCUGAUGACCGACCGUGGGAAGCGGACGUCCUGGAGCCGGCGCGCUCCCCGGGCGCCCGGGCUGAGCCCUGGGAAACGCCGCCGGGGACGGCGCUGGUGCUGCCCGCGCCCUGUCCUCGUGCACGUGGCCGUGGCCGGCAGACUCAGGUAUUGGGACGCUGCUUCAAAGCCUGUGUGUGUCCCCGAGGAUUAGCACCUUCAUUAAACAAGACUCCCUGCCCUGGCCCAGGAGCCCGCCGCAGGGGUCCGCGCAGGCAGAGCCAGUGCCGCCGGCCUUCUCCUUGGGGCGAGCAGCAGGAGGGAGAGCGGUGCACUGGCCAGGCACAGACUUGGUGAGCUGUUUGCGGAGCACCAGCUGCAUACAGUGAACUAACACCCCGAAGGCUGCACUUGGGCUUGACGUUUGUUUGCACCCACGGAAGCCAAAGCAGAAUGGUAAACGUUUCCUUCACCUGUGACCUCCUGCCCUCACCUGCCUCCCCAGUUCCAGCUCCUGUGCUCUGCCCCUAGGUGCGUUUUCUAGGAUGUAGGAAUGGGAUCACCAGUGUUAUUUUUUAUGGGAGGGAGUCUGACUUUUUUACACAGGGUAAUGGAAAUUUAUACUGAGUUAUAUUCAUGUUGCUAGUUUCAAGAGUUCAUAGCUUUAUUUGAAGUUUAUUGAGGUGA
Molecule: messenger RNA, 4811 nt
Organism: Pipistrellus kuhlii (Kuhl's pipistrelle)
Lineage: Eukaryota; Metazoa; Chordata; Mammalia; Chiroptera; Vespertilionidae
Gene: SAP130
Product: Sin3A associated protein 130
Exons: 21
Coding region: 191-3358 (1055 amino acids)
Biological process (GO): negative regulation of transcription by RNA polymerase II
Cellular component (GO): Sin3-type complex
Source: RefSeq, a predicted model, not a curated record